Eimeria maxima is the source of this 2523-nucleotide messenger RNA. RefSeq lists its product as hypothetical. Gene Ontology annotation, molecular function: transcription cis-regulatory region binding; DNA-binding transcription factor activity. Lineage: Eukaryota; Apicomplexa; Conoidasida; Eucoccidiorida; Eimeriidae. The record is from RefSeq and is a predicted model, not a curated record. The coding region runs from base 1 to 2523 and encodes 840 amino acids. Gene Ontology annotation, cellular component: nucleus. Gene Ontology annotation, biological process: regulation of DNA-templated transcription. The transcript has a single exon.
AUGGUUUCGGACUCAAGAGAAGACAACAGUUGCGGAGAUACUCCGCAAGAGUGGCUCAAGAGGUUAACCGUAAAAGUUGAACCCGAGUCAAAUGACGCGGUUUGCAACUCGGAGCAACCAGCGGAAUCCGCUGGUAUUCUCUCUUCUGAGGGAAUUUCCUCUGAAUAUCUUCCGAUUUCUUCAAAGAGUGGCAAAGUAAAGAGCAAGAAAGAGCGUAAAAAAUCAUCAUCUGGGAAACCUCCAAAAGAUGAACGUGUGCUGAUCCCUAAGGAAGCUCCGGUGUAUGUACCUGCUCUUGCCCCUUCUUUGCUUCCUUUUGGUUCCUCUCAAGUGGUGACAAAAGGAGAAGAAACAUUUUCUGCGGAUCAGCUGCAACUAUUGGAGCUUGCGGGUCCUGGUGCAAAGGGUCUGUGGCGUUUGCAUGCACGUAGUGGUAUAAACUAUCGUAAAGGACCAUUUACAACAGAGGAGAAGUUAAUAAUAGAAGAAGCAUUAGAUCAAUAUAUGCAGAGGGAAGGAUUUAGUACAUUAGAGGAGGCUGUACAAAGUUUAACAGGGAAUCUAGGUAAGAAAAGUGCUGGCCGUUUUCAGGCAAUUGCUCGUUGCCUUCCUGAUAGACCCUUUGUGUCUGUUUAUGGAUAUAUUCGUCGUCGUAUAACAGGAAGUGUUAAGAGAGGAGUCUGGUCUAAGGAGGAGACGCAUCAGCUGCUGCUGCUAGCUAGACGUUUUCCUUCCUCCCUAAGAGGAAGAUGGGUAAAGAUAGGAAAUAUAUUGAAUAGGAGACCAGCAGAUGUAUGCGAUAGAUGGCGAACUGUGCAGCCCCGUCUACAUGAAUUAGAGGCAGAGUUACUGCAUGCAUUAGAGGAUAAAGCAGCAGCAGCAGCAGCAGCAGCAGGAAAAGGAGAAGGAGAAGAAGCUAAUCUUGCUGCAGUAAAUACUGCUGCUGUUGUUGCUGCUACUAGAUUAAAUACAGAGGAGAAGGUGCUGCUGCUGCAGGAGGUGCAGCAGAAGACAGGAGAGGAGCUUCCUUGCUUCGGUAUACCAUGGCAACGAAUAAGGGAGGAAACUUUUCCCCUAAAAUCGCAUGCAUGCUUACGUUGUGUAUAUAAUUUAGUUAUAUUACCUGAGGAAUUAUAUAAACGCAUGCAAGCAAAUCCUCGUCCUGUUGUGCUGCGUCAUGUAUUACGGUGCCUUGGUCGUUUGCUGCUGCAGCAGCAGCAGCAGCUACCUCCUGGUCUACGAGGUAUUGAAUGGUUAGAUAUUCUUCCUUUUGUUCCUGCUUCCCUACAGCUAUCUGUAUUAAAGGAAGCAGCAGGAAGUAUAAUGAGGGAAGAAGGAGUACCUAUAGAGGUAGCAGUGCCUCGUCUGCUGCAGCAGCACGAAUAUCGUCUAAAUAAGACAAGAAAAAAAGAUGCAGCAAGACUACUUCGUGCUGCACUUCCGGUGUACGUACAGCAGAAUCUUGAGGAGGAAAUAAAAAAAAAAGGAAAAGAAAAAAAUUGGUCAGAGGAUAAAUUAAAGAAGAAAAUGAGGAGAAAAAGGAGAGCAACAGCAGCAAAAGAAUUAGCACGUCUUAAGGAAAGAUUAACACAAAUAAGGGCGUGUCCUCUUAAUGCUCCUCCUCGUGGUUGUCCUCGUUAUAUACAAGAUGAGCAGCAGCAAGCAGCAGAAGCAGCAGCAAGAGAAAAUGAUCCGUUAUUAUUAGCUGCAGCAGCAGCAGCAGCAGCAGCAGCAGAUGAAGAAAAUGCAGAAGAACUUGCAGUUGCUGCUCUAUUAGAGAAUUCAUUUACUGAUGGAUUACCAUCACAUCUAAUAGAGGAAACAAUACAAGAAAAUAAAGAAAAAAAGAAGGAAAAAAAGAAAAAAAAACAUAAAAAUAGAGAAAUGGAUAAUUAUAUACAAGAAGAAAAUAAUGAAGAAGAAAUAGAGACAGAAUACCAACAGGAGGAGGAACAAGAAGAAGAAAGGGAAGAAGAGGGGAAAGAUGGAGGAGAAAGAGGAGGAGAAGAAGAAGGAGAAGAAAUAGUACACAAAAAGAAAAAAGAAAAAAAGAAACAUAAAAUAGCAAAUAGGAUGGAGGAGGAGGGAGAAGAAAAAGAAGAAGAAAGAAAAGAGGAGGAGGAAGAAGGAGAGCAUCAGCUUACUAUAGAUGAAUUAACAAGAGAAAAAAGAAGAAAAAAGAAGAAAAAGAAGAAAGAAAAAGAAAAGGAAUAUUAUUUAGAUAAUUCAUCUACAGCAGCAGAGGAAGAAGAAGAAGAAAAAGAAGAAAAAGAAGAAAAUAAUGAUUAUAGUUGUCUAGUUGUUGUUCCUAGUAAACAAAAGAAACAUAAAGAAAAAAAACAUAAAGAAAAAAGAAAAAGAGAAGAGGAACAAGAAGAAGGGGAUAAAGAAAUAGAAGAAAAAGAAGAAGAAAAAGAAGAAGAAAUAGAUGAAUUAAGAGAAGAAAAGAAAAAAAAGAAAAAAAGAAAAAAAGAAAAAUACUCCUAUUAUGAACAAACUGCGGGAUUCGGUGUACACUACUAA